Molecule: messenger RNA, 4043 nt
Organism: Gadus chalcogrammus (walleye pollock)
Lineage: Eukaryota; Metazoa; Chordata; Actinopteri; Gadiformes; Gadidae
Product: endoplasmic reticulum-Golgi intermediate compartment protein 2-like
Exons: 14
Coding region: 158-1342 (394 amino acids)
Biological process (GO): endoplasmic reticulum to Golgi vesicle-mediated transport; retrograde vesicle-mediated transport, Golgi to endoplasmic reticulum
Cellular component (GO): endoplasmic reticulum; membrane; COPII-coated ER to Golgi transport vesicle
Source: RefSeq, a predicted model, not a curated record
GUGAAUUCCGUGCCUCUAGUUGAUCCGGAACACAGCGGCUCGGUGUCCGCUCUCACUACACUCAAAGAAGACUACACUUUAGCUGAGGGCUUUAUCACUAUUUAGUUGUUGCUUCUGAACAAAACUGAAUUACGUUGGUGGAUCAUUAAGGUCGAACAUGAGGAGACUCACUAAGAAGAAGGCUUUGCAUUUGGUGAAGGGUUUGGAUGCUUUCCCCAAAGUACCAGAUAGCUAUGUCGAAACCACAGCCAGCGGUGGAACAGUGUCUCUGAUGGCCUUCACCUUUAUGCUCAUACUCGCCUUCCUGGAGUUCUUUGUCUACAGAGAAACCUGGAUGCAUUAUGAAUAUGAAGUUGAUAAAGACUUUAAGAGCAAACUGAGACUUAAUGUUGAUAUAACAGUGGCAAUGAAAUGUCAAUAUAUAGGAGCAGACGUGUUGGAUUUGGCUGAGACCAUGGUUGCCUCAGAUGGUUUAAAUUAUGAACCGGUCAACUUUGAACUAUCGCCUCAGCAGAGGUUCUGGCACAUGACGCUGCAGCACAUCCAGGAGAGGCUACGAGAGGAGCAUUCUCUCCAGCACGUUCUCUUCAAGUCUCUGAUGAAGGACUCUCCCAGCUCUCUACCCCCCAGGGAGGACCACCCUAGCGCGCCCCAAGCUGCCUGCAGGAUACACGGGCACCUGUACGUCAACAAGGUGGCCGGAAACUUCCACAUCACUGUGGGAAAGGCUAUCCCACAUCCCAGAGGACAUGCUCACCUGGCGGCCCUCGUUAGCCACGACUCCUACAAUUUUUCCCACCGUAUCGACCAUCUUUCUUUUGGAGAAAAACUGCAUGGAACCAUCAACCCCCUGGAUGGGACGGAGAAGAUCUCCCCUGACCAUAACCACAUGUUCCAGUACUUCAUCACCAUAGUCCCCACCAAACUCAACACCUACCAGAUCGCCGCUGAUACACACCAGUACUCCGUCACUGAGCGCGAGCGGCCGAUCAACCACGCUGCAGGCAGUCACGGUGUGUCUGGGAUCUUCAUGAAGUAUGACAUCAGCUCUCUGAUGGUCCGCGUCACAGAGCAGCACAUGCCCUUCUGGAAGUUCCUGGUGCGCCUUUGUGGCAUCGUCGGAGGAAUCUUCUCCACCACAGGCAUGCUUCAUGGAAUGAUGGGCUUCCUGCUGGAUGUAUUGUGUUGUCACUUUCAACUAGGACUUUACAGACUUAAGGAGGACCCACUUCUGGACCAGCAUGCUGGAAAGGACAAUGUGAUUCCCGCAGUUGGCCCCUCCCCCCUCCCUAACACACACGCUCCCUCCAGCCCUCUCAUUCUGGAGGAAAGCGUAUCCUAAGAUGAAGGAUGGAUUGAUUCAGUGAUCGUUUACACUUUUUUUAUAUUUAUACUUUUUUAUUUGGUUAAAACAAACAUUUGGAUAGCACAACAAAUGUCCAUUCCUGAAAGUGUGUGGAAAGACCAUCAGUUACCUCACCUGACUCACCACUGGGCAGCGGCAGCAGAUGUCAUGUUUAAAGAAAUUAAUUACAAUCGUUUCGUUUUUAGACCAUCUCCAUUUUGUCUUCAAUUCUUUUGGGAACUAAUAAUGCAUUUAGAAUCUGGACAUCUCUGGCACAGUGUCGCCUCAUUAUAUUGCUUCCUUUUAAUGCUUAAAUAGCUUGGCAAUAAGCUAUGUAUGUCUACUGCUAAUGAACCAACCAAAUGUCCAUUUUAUGUAGCAUUUCACUUUUUCGUUGCUAAACUCGAUCUCUGCACUACUGUCACACUGAGACACAGUCGCAUCAAAGUAAGAGAGAGAGAGAGAGAAAGAAAGAGAGCUUUAGAGCUUUUUUAUCUGUUUAAAUUCCUUACAUUACUUUAAUUAUUUAUUUUUGUAUGUGUAUGAUUGAGCCACUACUAGCCACUAGGUUUUCAGAAUCAAAUAAUGCCAUUGAUGGCACCGGCGGUUCGGUAUGCAAAGGUGCGGCACGGUUCGCGUUUUCACCAACAAUAGUGGGCGGGGUCCAGUCUUAGCUGUGAUGAGCAGUCUCGCAGUACUCGUAGUAGGGUACGACCUGAGACGUCUGAAAGGGUGCCACUGCCAACAAGUUCGAGCAACACGCGCCGUCCGUUGAUUGGUCGACAGAACCGUCACUUCCAUGCGACGGGGAUAAUAAACAAACCCAGCGAGAUAUUUCUGGACUAGGACGAAAGCUUCAUUUAUUGAAGAAAAUGUGGCGCAAAGUGCAUCUAACAUGUCUUUCAGGUCCCGUCCACCCGGAAACGAUUUUUUUGUGAAACCAUGUCUUUAAUAACCAUGUUAUUAGGCAGAUAAUAAACCAUGUUUAAUAGGUUAAUGGUCCCACUGGUUUCAAAUAAAACCAGACCUAUGCGGUUUUGUGUUAGGAUUCGUGUGGACGCCUAAAGCGACGUUAGAAUUGUGUUGAAAGUCAGUUUUUUUUUUGUAUUUUUGUAGCUUUAAAUACAGCCCCUUAAUCAAUUUAAUUACUAACUACAUAAAAAAGUAUUUCUACUCGAUCUAAAAGGUUAAACAACUACUAUCUCCUCGGCUUGAAUGUUUUUAUACAGCGCGCAGGCUGGAUGCGCGCAUGCUUGAUGCGCUCCACUUUUUUUUGUGGAGAACCAGCGCCUUGAAUAUGUAGGUACUACAGCGUUUGUACAGCUCGUUGCGUUUCCGCAAUGAUUCCGCCUUUACGGAGAUAUUCCUGAAACGCAUCAAAGGUAAUCGGAGGGGGAAAGAUCAUUUUCGACUUGUGGUUGCUAUUUAUGGGACGCUCCAGCGUCUCCGCUCGGACAUCCCAUAUGCCGCGUUUCCACUGCAGGGUGCGGUACGGUUCGGUUCGCAAAGGUGCGGUACGGAUUGCGUUUCCACUGCCAAAAGUGGGCGUGACCCGGACUGAGCCGUACUCGUUCUGCCCUCGUCUUCAGUACUCCUCCGUAGGGGUACUGAGACGCCUGAAAGGGUGCCGGAAAAUUCGGGCUACACACCUCCUCCGUUGAUUGGCCGACAGAAUCGUCACUUCCGGGCGACGUGGGGAUAAAAACAAAUAAACAGUAGCCUCGAGGUAUUAACUGCCAUAUGAAAAGCAUAAAGGCCAGGAACUGUUGCUGGACGACCUCCAUGGUAGCUCUUGGUGUGCCGCGUUCAACUUUUCCAUUGUUUUUAUUGAGCAGGCUACACUGUUUCGCGCUGCUAUGAUGUCACGAUGUUUACGUAGCUGCCGUGGCGAUCGACAUCCGGCCUAUCAUAAAGGGUACUGUCGGCGGUGGAAACGCGACCUCGGAACUGCGCUGGGCUAUACCGCCCCCUCCCUACCGGAUUGAGGCGAACCGAACCGUACCGCACCCUGCAGUGGAAACGCGGCAUAACCCUACAUGCCCACUACCUCCGUCAGUCAACGGACGUGGGAAGGCGUGGCUGACUGAUGGGGGAGUAGUCUUUGCAGAUGCAUCCGUCAGCCAAUCAAAUCGGUUCGCCGGGUUCUUCCCACUUCUUCCUGCUUGUUGCGAGGCAAGAUGACCCGCUUUCCAGCUUUCCAGUAUCGUCAGAGCCCGAGUCGCGUCACAGUGCUUACAUUUGCAUACGCGAUCCGAUUGGAUGACGGAUCCGUUGCUGCUGAAAAAGUUGAACAUUUUUCAACUUUUUGACUGAGCUGAAGGCUCCAACGGAACGGACGGAUCCACAAUGCAUUGCGCGUCUGUCCCCAUUCAAAGUCAAUGGAGAUCAGUCAACUGACGGAGGUAGUGGGCAUGAGGCGUUAGAGAGAGCAUGGCCACUUCGAAAGCCUCCCUCUCGCCGCACAGCAUCCGAAUUGCCCUAUGGAUGGUUAUGCAACCUAAUCCCACCAUUAGAUGGUCAAGGUUGACCGGGACCUCUCGGCAGCAGACCGAUUCAUUCAUUAAUUUAUUGAUAAAGUUCAGUAUCAAUGUAGCUUACUAUGACGUGCUACAAUGACAAGGGGCGCAUGCUAAACGUAGCGCUACACACUGAGAAGUACAUCGGUUAUUUUAGCAUGGACAACAGCGCUGGGAUGAGC